Messenger RNA from Fusarium vanettenii 77-13-4, 891 nucleotides. RefSeq lists its product as uncharacterized. NCBI's taxonomy places the organism in Eukaryota, Fungi, Ascomycota, Sordariomycetes, Hypocreales, Nectriaceae. The transcript has 2 exons. The record is from RefSeq and is a predicted model, not a curated record. Bases 1 to 891 code for a protein of 296 amino acids.
AUGCCCGAAAUUCUCAGCCCCCUCGGCGAUGGUGACCGCCGGAAGGCUAACGAAUAUAGCCGCAAAGCGCACGAGCAGUGGCGUCGACGCCAGAGGGAAUCCGAGCGGGAUCGCCAGAGGAAAUCUGAGCAAGAUCGCCGCCACUCUCGUCCCUCACCCGGACCCGAUCGACGUGAACCAAGGGAUCGCGUGCCGCCGCGGUCACGGUCCCGACCUCGCCCGUACCCCGAUUCGAAACCAACUGAGGAGCCCCGGCCCUCAUCCUCUCGGCAAUCCCAGGAUACAAACCCUGGUCUCAAACGUUGGGCUACCGACCUCAUAUUCACGCUCAUGGACUGGACUUGCUCUAGCAUUCAUCUCGCCUAUAAGAUCCUCCUCCUAACACGGGCGCUCCUCCCCAUGGGCCUUUUGAAGUUAUUAAUCGUAUUGGGACUUGUUCUUUGCGAAUGGGCUAUGUCUACGCCCUUUAUCCUAGAGUCUGCCAGGCAGUUCGCAUGUUCCCCCGCCCCCGCUGAAAGUCCAAGCGACCAGGCUCAGUUCAUAGCGGACAGCCUUGACGGUUGUGGCCCUGUUGUUCCCGACAUUCUUACCUACAUGACCAACGUUGGUGAGGACGUCGAAGACAAGGCCAACGAGAUAAAGGACCUUUUGGAGGUAUCAGACAUCGACUUGUCAUCCGCUCAAUGGAAGUCAGACUACAAUAGAGCAACGGAGCUGUUGCGAACUGAGGAGUCCACGGUUAGGGCCCAGCAACAACAGCUCUGGAUGGAGAUAGACCGGUAUCUUCGUCAGUUUACCCACUCUGCCAAACAAGCAGACACGUCAUUUUGGUCCUCCAUCACAGGGGGCAACACUUCGGGGCAGCUCAAAAUAAACCCAAUCUUUCCGUAG